GUGGGUUGGAUGGUUCGGUACUGGUUCUGGUGUCUAUGAUGGCCAACUGGACAUCCGCUUCCAUGCUAACAUGCUAAUGCCACUGUCUAAUGGCUGGACAUGGACAUUUAGCAAGGCCAUUGGAAUCAAUCUGGGAUUAGAGGAGUCCCGACCAGGGAGUCAAUAGCCCCACAGUGGUUGGCCUGGCGCGCGUCGCCUGUAAUGCUCGUAAUAAAGUGUGUUUUAUUAUAACCCACGGACUAACCAUAUAAUGGUACCAUAAUGGGCCGGCCAUUAAAACAAAUUGAUAUCAAUUUUGCAACAAUAUGUGCACAAGUUGCGUCGAUGACUCCGCGCCUCGCCAAUGAACUCCCAUGCUAUGCCGUACAAUACCAUCCUAUCCCAAUCAAUCCCAUCCCGUACUAUCCCAUCCCAUGCCAUCCAAUUCCCGCCAGAAGCGUUUGCAGCCACAUGCACCACCUCAUCCACAGUUGAAUAGUUGAAUUGUGGAUGGGGUUAGUCGAUAGUGGAUUGUGGAUAGUGGUGCUGCAGCAGUAACAGUAUAGACCAGUUCCGAGUUGGCAAAGCGCCGUUUGAUGCUCUAAUUUAUACAGCAUACUGAUGAGUUGACCGCUGUUCUGGAAUUGUUCUCCUACGGGUUUGGGUUCGGUUCGGUUUCGGAUUGCUUUGCUUUGGUCACGAAAAGCUGCAGAUCAGACAGAGCACACCUGACCAGACACACAAACACACACGAUAUCAGUAACUCACCCAGAAAUGGAAAUAUUCGUAGCGGUUAGCGUUUAAUUGAAAUGCAUUUGGCUUGUUGCCUGUCAAUCAGCCGUUGCGAUAGAUGGAUAGGCCCCGGAACUCAUCUUUCUCCUCCCCCUCCCAGAGCCGAAGGGUAAUGGAGCUAUUGGAUCUUGGCCAGGAUGCACACGCAACCCCAUGGCGCUGUCAUACGCCACUUUGCCAGGCCAUCAAAACCACAUCCGAACCAUAUCUAAGCACACGCAAUGGGGAUUCUUGACAUGAACUGGUUUCCCAGUUUUCCAGCAUCAGCAGAUCAGACGACUCACCGCUGCCGCCGGGCAUCCAGCGACGUGUGCCCAAAGUUUGCAUAAGUUGGACAUGGACAUGGACGAGGACUUGGAUGUGGCUGUGGAUCUGGAAUUGAACCGGGACCUGGACCUGGACCUGGACCUGGUACUGAAGCUGGCUUCUUUUACAGUUAAAGAUUUAUAGAUCAUGCAUGGGUAAAUGGCGAACAGAUACGCGGGCAAUUGUGUGUAGGUAACGCAAUCCUGAAUCGACCACAAAUUUAUUCCAGUCCGGUAGAUGAUAAGAGCCCAAAGGAGCAGCAGCCCCAGUGACCAAGAGAUCCAAAUCUACGGCUGACACAGAAAUACAAAUUCGAGCAUUGAGCAUCAUAAAAUGCAGAUAGACGUAGUCAUAAAUGUAUAUAUAUGUAUAAACCGAUCGAAGUUCCAUUUUCGAGAACUGUAUGUGGCCGAUAAUGUGGAGUAGUAGCUGCAAGAAGGCGGGACGCUGGAUAUCAUUAGAUGGAGAUCUAUGAAACUUAAAACUUUCUAAAUGACGGGCGGCAACUUUAGCGGCAAAAAACCAAAACUGUAAAUGCAGCCAAAGCAAAUAGUUGCAGCCGCGUCGCCAACUAAAGUAUAAUUAUUGGCCAGACGAGAUGGGAAUAAAGACGAAGACCGUAGACUGUAGACUGCAGAGUGAAGACUGCAUACUGCAUAGUGCAUACUGAAGACUGCAGCUUUGCAGUCUCCAACUGGGAAACUGCACGUACGCAGCGCCGGCAAAAGGAGAUGCCAAUAUUUCUAUAUAUAUUUCUAUAUGUUUUUUGUCUUUUUGUGUGCCACUGCUUAACUGUUUUUAAUUGAAACCAGUUUGUGGUAAUUGUCUUUUUGGCUUGUUGGCCCGACCGCCUUACUAUAUAUGUUAUAACUCGCUUAUGUCAAACAGAUUGGCUGUGUAAUUCGAGGCAGCCCCAUAACUCCACUUGCGGUGGAACUUUUCGAAAGUUUUCACUUGUUCUCCAGCACGGAUCUACGGAUCUUAGGAUCGUGAAUCUUUAGAUCCGCAGAUACCCAAGCAGCUGCACUCGAGCGCAACUAAAGCGAGUAAAUUGUCAUAAAUUGAGUUGAACCAAUGACAAAUGACGCCUUUUUUCUUGGUCCAAAGCUUUUAUCAAACUGGAGCGUGAAUCUUCGAACGGUACUGGGGAUUCCUGUCAUUUCUACCGCCGACCACACGGCGUAUGUGCGACGCAGAACCUGUCCCAGUCUUUGUUAAUUAGUCUGCAGUUAGAGAUCUUCGCCUUCACACAUCACAACACACUGUUAUAGCCAGCAGUUGGUCGUACGGUUGUACAAUUUGUCAAAACACACACGGCCCGAACUUAUACUUUCGAGAUAUAAGAGCGUGGAGUAGAAAAAGAAAACUCGUUUAAGAGCGUACCGCCUCUCUCCAGAUCUUUUCCUCAGGCUUCAGCUUUAACUUUGGCUUUGGUUUCUUUGAGCUGCGAUUGCUUUGGCAGUCGCUCCACCGACGGCGACCUUGAUAGACGUCUUAGCGGUUCGAAAACUAAAAGGAAAAUCCCCCCAAAGCCCCAAACCCCAAAAUACAGAUAACCCAGUCGCGAAGAAAAGCCGCCGCAGUCUUCGCUUUCUUUGCGGCCAAAACAACAGAGGCAAACAAAAGAAACCGAAACAAAGUGAAUUUUCUAAAAACAGUAACAGUUAACGCGACUCUGGUUGUUUUUGUGUAGUUUUGUGUGUGGCACGAGAUGAAGAUGUUUCAAAAAUGCUGAAAAACGUGCAAGAAAUGCUGCCGUAGAAAUGUGUGAAAAUGCCAGCAGAUGCAAAGUGAAGUUAACCAAGUUAAAGUCAAAAAAGAAACCGCUUAAGUUUAUGUGCGAAAAGCGAUCCUGUGUGUAUCUUGUCAGGAAAAUUAACGGCCAAAGGUGUUAAUUUAUUCACCAACUGAAAUCGGGCUCUGCUUUGCAGCUGCACCGUAGAAUCCCCCAGAGUGCGUUCCAUCCAGCUAUGUUGCUGUUAAGAUGCGGCUCCAAUCCUUACCGCUGCUCCUUCUGCUCACUUUCGUCACCCUCCCGCCUGCCACGCCCACCUCGGCACCCCGACCGCCCCCACAUCCGAGGGUGAGGAACCACUAUGCCAACGAAGAUCUCGGCGAGGGUCCACCGAUGCCGGCCAGCCUGCUGCUGGAGGAACUGCAGCAGACCAACGGGCAGCUCAUCAAUCUGACACGACAGCACGACGGCGAUACCUUCCACACGAGCGGUCUAAGCAGUGCCUGCAAUGCGGACACCUGCAUCGGACUCUCGAGCGGCACAGCAUCGCUGGUGCGUCUGACCGGCGAUGGAAGCGGUCAAGGCAACGACGGACUCAAUCCGGCGACCUCGUCUCUGGCUGGCGGUCAAAUGGAGCUACUGACCCGCCGCCUCAAGAUGCAAAGGGGUCGUGGCCAAAUGGAGAACCUAGAUGGGAGUGGUGAAGCCGGAUGCACCUGUCGAUGUCUUCCCUAUCAAAGGGCCUAUCGCGAGGAUCUGGGCAUCUGCGUGGACGACAUUCAUGAGUGCUCCCUGUCGCCCUUCGUGAGUGGUUCCUCCUCGGAAAAGAUCCCCUUUGUCUUCCUGCCGCUCAAGGGUCAGAUCAUCUAUCCCAGCAGGGAGAUCAGCUUUGCCAGCAUUCACACACCCGUUUGCGCUGUAACCGGCGCCCAGUAUCUGGGUUCCAAUGGCUGGUCGGAUCUGCGGAAUCCCACAGACACCGACUACCCAUUUCGAAUGUUCCGGGAUGAGGGACGCAGCUUUCUCUUGUGGUUGGGAGAAGCUGAUCUUCGCCAGAAAAUGCAGGGUCGCCUGAUUGUGGUGCAUCUGGUGUGUCGCGAUAUGACGGUGGCAAUGAACGCUAGUAGUCACGUGAAGGGCGAACCACUCAUGCCUCCCAGAAAUGUUCAUUCGCCCUGUGUUGCCUUCCGGGUGAAUGGCAGUCCCGUAAAAUAUGCCCACAACGUUCCCGAGGUUUUCUUUCAACCAGCCAACUCCACAACUUUGGCCUCCACUUCGGAUGGAAUGACCAUGAGAGAAUAUGUCGUUAUUGGGAUCUGCAGUCUGCUCUUGGGCCUCAUCUAUGUGGCCUCAGUGUUUCUAUAUCUUUACAUGAAAAAGCGAAAGCGACACAAUUCGCGGCAUUCUCUAGAUAACCUGACGAAUGAUAUAAACUAUCCCAAAAACGAUCAAGUAACCUAUGGAGCCCCCUUUAGCCGGGUCGGUAGUAUAUACUCAUCCAAUAGCUUGGGUAUGGGUAAUGGGAAUGAGUCCAAUACUCGCACCAGUAUCGGCAGUCUCAAGGAGGAUAUGGGUAUUGUGAAAAAUAAUCCCUUGCUGCAACAUUUUCCUCAGCUGAGCGAAAGGGAGCACAAUUCCGGUUUUGCCAGCGAUAUUUCCAACUCGAACUCUGAGUGCGAAAUGGAGGAAAAAAUCAAGACAUCUGUGCUGGUGCAUCCACAGCUUAGUAAAUCACCAAAACCAGCGGGUGGUGCAGAUAAUGCGGCAAUGGAUGUGGAUGACUUCCUGCAGGAUAACGAGUGCCUGCCCGCUGAAAAUGUCGCCGUAAUUGAUGAACUCAUGACCGAGGAAAAGCUGGAGAAUCUGCGUGCCAUGGUCAGCGGAAAUGUGCGCAAGAAGCUCUACUUCAAUCCGGCUUAUUUUGAACCUCAUUUACUGGCGGAACCGCCUCAAGCUGCCAUCGAGUUUCUGCAGAAGAUUCGCGAGGUAAUCGCCAUUGCCAAGUACAAGAUGGCCUCGAAGCGAUAUCAACCCUCUCUGAACAUAAUUCCCGAGGAGCUGCACCCGGAUUCCAGUUCCAGUUCACCCACCAUGUUCAACAUUCCGUUGCAGCAAAGUUUGGCGACCAAGGGUAUGGGCGACAAGCGGAACAGCAUUGAGCAAUGGCUGCAAAGUGUACCCAAUUCCGAUGCGACACCAACUCAAAAGACCCUCGACAGACCUGCUCCACCGACGACUGCAAAGAAGGCAUCCGGAUCGCCCAAUAAGGGCUCCCUGAGAAAGGAGAUAACUGCACCCAAGGAGAAACCACCGCCGCCUCCUCUGCAGAAAUCUAAAACAGAAGAAGGUCAUGGGAAGUCCAACUCGCCAGGACCGCCACCUGGUAUGCAGUCCAGUCGUAGCCCCGGUAAAAGCAGUCCGGAACAGUCACCUACCCAACCGAAGACAUCCGCGGGCGGCUCUUACGAGGGCUUCUCCGCCUUCUCCGUGGCUGCCAAUGUCUAUGGAUUUGCAGAGACUGGUGGGGAAAUCUACAACAAUCCCAAGUUCAUGCUGGCCGACUCACCAGCGGGCUCCUUACGCAGUGCCUCCAGUCGCUCCAAGUCGCUGAGGAAGCGCAGCGAGGUUCUGGAACAGUUCGCCGCCGCUAACUCGACGCCCACCUCGCUCACCUCCUUCGACCGGCAGCACUACAAUAUGUUGAGGAACAUGAAGCCGGCUGAGGUCAUAUAUGAUUCCCUGAAACGGGAGUAUACAGCGCAUAUCCCAACGCCCGAUUAUGAUAGCACUAUUGAGAAAAGGAUCAAGGACAUUUAUAGCAGCACACAGAGCAGCAUUCCAUCGGUGCCCACUCCGGAUUAUAGCUCCCUGAGCCGUAAGUCCCUCAAGCAGUUCCAACCAGAUUCACCGAUUUACAGGAGAAAGUCACCACAAUAUCUGAUUGUGGACUACGAGACGGAUAGCCUGGAACGUCUUGAGCCCAAUAAGCGCAAGAGCUCUCACUCCUCCAGUUCACCAUCCUCCGAUGUGAGUUCCCAGCUGAGUCCCAGUUUGAGCACAGCUCUGCCACUCGAGGAGGAGAUGGAGAUCAGUCACACUGUAUACGAUCGCCUGGACGGAUUUCGUAAGGAGGGCGAGAUGAAGAAGCGUCUGGCUGCGAAGCACCAGCAUCCACAUCCUGGGCAACAGCAACAGAGGCAAAAGGAGGCGGCGGCUCGCAUCAAGUACGACACUCCCUUUCGGGGCAGCAUGACCAUCGAGGUGGAGCACGAACCCCCCUCCGAUCUGGAGCGCACCGAUAGCGAUCAAUUCGAGCCGGACACCUUGGAUCGCAAGCCCAAGAAGCAGAGUUUUUGCGACAUUUCCGCCUGGGAUGGCCACAAGCCAAUGGACUCGGAUUUCAGCCAGAUCAACUCCUUGCCCGACUUGAGUCGCCAGUUGAGUCCUGCUCCCAGUCAGGCCAUCAAGCCGAGGACUGCUUCCUUCAUCCUGCGAUCCAGUAACUCAUUUCGCAACUUGAGGGAGAUCUACGAGUCACCGCUGAUUGUCCAGGAGAAUAUCAAGUGCGAGAAGAAGGUGCCACAGACGCCGGAAGAAGAGGGUAGGAUUCUAACCCUGGAGGCGAAGCACUCUCGUCGCCAGCGCCUCAUGGAGACCUCACCCACCCACUCGGUGGUGGAUGUGACAAAGGUGAACAAGACCACCAUCACGAUUUCAUCACCCAAGCCGUCGGAUAUGCCUCCUCCUCCUGCCCGACCCAAGGCCAAUCAGCAUUACUGCCCACCACUGGUGCAUGGUAAGCGACCACUGCCACCACCGCCUCCAAACUCAUCGGAGCAUUCGGGAGCCCAAGAGGAGGAUGCCUACAGCCUGCACAGUGAAAUCACAGAGGUCACUGGGAUCUCGGAAUUCGAGAACUCUUGCAACAACACCAUGUCCAGUGCUAUAUCGGCGACCACUGAGGAGAGAACCCAUACAAAAGGUUCCAAGACUGCCAAAGUCAGUGGUAAUUCACCGGAAGAGGACUACGAGGGGAUGUACAAUAAGAAGAUUAACAGCCUGCGCAACGACUACAGUCUGACCAAGUAUCUCAAUCGGCGCAAGAGUCAGCGGGAGGAGGCCUCGAAAGGUGGUCCAGAAUCACCCAAGGACGUGACCACCGAGCCGGAGUUCAGCAGCAGCAAUAAGAACCUCAAGGAGGUGGUGGAUCUCGCCCAGUUCGAUGCCUUGUCCAUAAGCUCCCGUUCCAAUCGGAGCAGUGGUCAUCUUUCCGAGCGCACCAAGGAGAUGUAUCGAAAUGCAGGAGUUCCGGUGGGCAUUGCCUAUCCCCAGCGGGCGGCCAGUAGUUCCGGAAGUGCUACUUCCGGUGGAAACGUACAAACCGUCUACCGCUGUGAGAUCGAACAGGCCCAGAUCACGGCUGGAAUGCAGAUUGCCAUCGGACUGAAGGACCGUGCCAAGAAGGCCAAGGAUCUGAAGAAUGCGUGGCGAAAGUUUGUGACCAUGGCGGCCAACAAGUUCAGUCCCAGCCAGAGUCCAGCGCCAACGUAUGGCAGCAAAAAUGCCGCCGGUUUCCUGGAGGACGACGGUAUCGCCUCCAUCAUCGAGGAUGCUGCUCAGUCGGCUGGAAUGGGACAACCCGGAAGCCAGACGUAUUACGAACAGCGUUUUGGGCAACUGGACAGCGGCUACAUGAGCACCGAUUCCACGGAGCUGUACAAGCGGAAUGUCUACGAUCGGUAUAACUUUAAGAUGAUGUCCGGUCGGGGACAGAUCAUACGGGUGGAUACCAUCGAGGACAACGAGGAGGAGAGCGGUCCCAAUGACAAUCGUUUCGAGGACCUCGAACACAUGGUCUCCCCGGGUCACAGUCGUCGAUCGCCUGAGAACAUGGCAGUGGUUCCAGGCGAUCUCAGCGAUGCGGAUUCCGAUAGGACUCUCACUCGUUCCCACUCCCAAACAAAUUCCCAGGAGCGAAAUGUGCGGGGUAGCACCACCACGAUGUCGUCCUAUUCCUCGGAUGAAAAUGGACGCGGACACAGCACCUGCUGUGGAUCCUCGGAAACGGACGAGGAGACCAACGCGGAGGACAUGUGGGAGUCCGGGGCGGAGAGCAUAGAAACGCACUCCGUGCUCUACAAGAUGAUAAGGAAGAGUUAGAAUAAGUAUCGCCUAAUGGAAAACUAGUUUUUAGGGAUGUGCAAUAUCGAAAGCAGACGAAAGACUUACAUUCUAAGACUAAGUAACGCAAUAUAGCAACAAUCAGUGCAAUAACUCGGAGAUUCUUGCCAAACCACAAGGUGCAAUUUUGAUAGAUCUAAGCUAGCUAGUAAAUAUUAUUAUGUAGAAGGAGGUAAACCCUUGGAAACUGCAUCCAAUACGCAAAGUGCAGGUACCAACAGAAUAUCGGAAUAGAAACAAACCCAAGCCCUAAGAAGUCUAAGUGCAAUCAAUCAUCAUAUUAUAUCGUGUAGUAUCGUAACGGAUGCGUAUUGUGAUAAACGUAAGCAGUCUUGGGCCGGAAAUGUGCAAUCUUAGUGUUAGUCCCAGUGUAAAUGUAUUAAAAUUAAGUUAUCGCAAUAAAACUUCGACUUA
Drosophila suzukii is the source of this 8407-nucleotide messenger RNA. It is a transcript of the gene sha, whose product is annotated as shavenoid. The record is from RefSeq and is a predicted model, not a curated record. Gene Ontology annotation, cellular component: cell cortex. Gene Ontology annotation, biological process: imaginal disc-derived wing hair organization. Lineage: Eukaryota; Metazoa; Arthropoda; Insecta; Diptera; Drosophilidae.